Molecule: messenger RNA, 904 nt
Organism: Cicer arietinum (chickpea)
Lineage: Eukaryota; Viridiplantae; Streptophyta; Magnoliopsida; Fabales; Fabaceae
Product: tobamovirus multiplication protein 3-like
Source: RefSeq, a predicted model, not a curated record
AUGUUUGACGUUAGUUUUGAGUCAGUAUAUGGUUUGCCAGGAGAUAUUGGACUCUCUCUAGCUGAAUACAGCAGUCUGGCCAAUAAAGCAGCUGAAAUUCUAUGGGUACCCGGCAUAAGAGCUAAACUUAUUGUUUUGUGGUUGGUAUUAUGGUGGAAACCAGUCAGUGUGCUGGUCAUUCUGUCUAAGGUGUUCUUUGCAGGGGUUUCUUUGUUUGCUGCCCUUGGCUUUCUUCUCUAUGGUGGAAGACUAUUCUUGAUGCUGCAACGCUUUCCUGUGGAAUCCAAAGGGCGACGUAAGAAGCUGCAAGAGGUUGGCUAUGUGACAACCAUAUGUUUUUUAUGUUUCCUUAUCAGAUGCAUUAUGAUGUGUUUUAAUGCAUUUGAUAAACAUGCGGACCUUAAUGUCAUGGACCAUCCUAUUCUAAACUUCAUAUAUUACCUGUUGGCAGAAAUAUUACCUUCUUCUUUGGUCCUAUUCAUUUUGAGGAAGCUUCCACCUAAGCGUGGCAUCACACAAUAUCACCCUAUUCGCUGAAAACUGCUUAACAUACCUAGAAAAAGGGAGUCAUCAGUGGUUGAUAAUCUCCUUACCUGAUUCUCACAGUUCAAGGGUAACUUUUAGAGCACAGAAAGCUAGUCUUUUCAAUGUUAGGUGUGACAAAGCUUGUAUGAUGGGUUUUAUGGUUCAUUAAAGCUUGUAGAUUUCAAAACGUGACAUUUCAUGCAUUCUCAAAACAUGUCGAGCUGUGUUAUAACUGAUAUUUGCUUUGUCAAUGGUUGGUUCUGUUGUUUGAGCAACCAUAAUUGGGAAAAUGGGAUAGUGAUGUCUUGUAUAAACAAAGUGUUACAAGUUCGUAAAUGUAUUCUUCACUUCUUUAGUGAUUCCUUUUCUUUCUAUAGUA